This is a messenger RNA of Vigna angularis (adzuki bean), 1101 nucleotides long. RefSeq names its product putative vesicle-associated membrane protein 726. Gene Ontology annotation, cellular component: membrane. Lineage: Eukaryota; Viridiplantae; Streptophyta; Magnoliopsida; Fabales; Fabaceae. The coding region runs from base 204 to 920 and encodes 238 amino acids. The transcript has 6 exons. Gene Ontology annotation, biological process: vesicle-mediated transport. The record is from RefSeq and is a predicted model, not a curated record.
ACGCUUGCUUCACAUCUAAGCCAACAAAAUCAAACACCGUCUGUGUACAGCGGAAGAACGAAGCCUCCUCGUUCUUCUUCUGCGCUUUCUCUUUCUACAACCGCUGCCUAUCUUUCGUUCUUUCUCUCUCCUCAACCUGCCACGUCACCUUCCUCUAGGAGUCGCGCGGUGUUGCUCGUUCUGCUGCCGUUGUGGUUCCGGCGAUGGGACAGCAAUCGUUGAUCUACAGCUUCGUCGCUCGCGGCACCGUGAUCCUUGCCGAGUACACUGAGUUCACCGGAAACUUCACGGGCGUGGCGGAGCAGUGCCUCCAGAAACUCCCUUCCUCCAACAACAAGUUCACUUACAACUGCGAUGGCCACACCUUCAACUACCUCGUGGAUAACGGAUUCACUUAUUGUGUGGUUGCUGUUGAAUCUGCUGGACGGCAGAUUCCAAUUGCUUUCCUUGAACGAAUCAAGGAGGAAUUUACCAAAAAGUAUGCUGGAGGAAAAGCAGCAACAGCCGCCGCUCAGAGCCUCAACAGAGAGUUUGGACCUAAGUUGAAGGAGCAGAUGCAGUAUUGUGUUGAUCAUCCAGAGGAAAUCAGCAAGCUUGCUAAAGUGAAAGCUCAGGUGUCAGAAGUCAAAGGAGUUAUGAUGGAAAAUAUUGAGAAGGUUCUUGACCGUGGGGAGAAAAUCGAGCUUUUGGUGGAUAAAACAGAGAACCUUCGUUCUCAGGCUCAGGAUUUCAGGCAGCAGGGAACCAAGAUUAGGAGAAAGAUGUGGUUUCAAAACAUGAAGAUAAAGCUAAUCGUUCUGGUUGAGGCCAAACAAAGACAAGCAAAAACAGACGUUGAACACGAAUGGUACAAAUGGUGUGUUUGGGAAAACGUUGGGAUCAGCGGAAUGCACGUUUUUUCCUAUCCAUUUUUAGCUUAGGACACGUGAAAGAUAGUUUGUUGUCUCGUAAACCAAAGACGCAAAAUAUUGCAUUUCAGUUUCAUGCAUUAUAAGAGUAAAGUCCUGUUUGCAUUAAUACGCUUGCUGAACAUUCAAUUGUACAGUUCUCCAAAUUCACUUGUAAUGUUCGCAGGCAAAAUUCAAUGCCCUGAAGUUUUGG